This is a messenger RNA of Schistosoma spindalis, 5368 nucleotides long. The record is from the annotation of a GenBank genome assembly. NCBI's taxonomy places the organism in Eukaryota, Metazoa, Platyhelminthes, Trematoda, Strigeidida, Schistosomatidae.
CGAAGACUUCCCCACACUAUGCUGAUUCAAUAUCUGGAAACAAGCUAGCCUUAUUUGAAAGCGAACGAAACUAAGCAAUUGAUUUAAACGUAUAAGCUAACUAGACUGUCUCGUUAUCUAAUAUUUUCAAGGAUGUACACUGAACCUUCUCCGGUUUGUAAACUUUUUUUAGAGGAUAUUUCAAAGAUCAUCAAGUUGUCAUAAUCCACUUAGGCUAACAUAUAUUAUAUGACCCACAACUUGUUUGUAUUGACCAAUAUAUCACCUUGUCGUUUUGUACUAUUUUGGAUAUUUUACGUAAUGAUGUGGGGUUGCCAUAUACCGUAACAAGAUUUAUUAUUAUAAUAUUACACUGAGUUAUUCGAUUGAACGUAGUUAAAGACGCAUUCCGAUGCGAGUUGCUGAUCAGCAUUCUCGAUGUAUUAAUAAUCGAUCUCAUCCACGUUCCUGUACUUCAGAAUGCAGACAACGUGACAAGGAUUUGGAAGAAGCUCGUUCACGUGCCACUCAACUUGAAAAAACAAUGAGAUGGUGGUCAGAUUGUACAGCUAGCUGGAGAGAAAAAUGGGCAUCAUUACGUGACGAGAGAAAUUAUCUACGAGAGAAAUUGAGUUCAACACAAAAGUCUUUAGAUAAUGCAACGGAAAUUAUAGAGACGUUAAAAUUGGAAAAACAACAAUUACUUGAAGAUUUUUAUUCAUCGAAUAAUCAACUUCAUAAAUAUAACUCUAUUUCAACUAUGAAAUCUACCAUUAAUCCAAUUUGUUCAAUGAAACAAGAAACUAGUCAGUCAGGAAUAACAGAAUCGAUUGCAGAUCAAGAUAUGUGCGCUAUUGAAAAACGGAACAGAUCGAAAGAUAUUGGAAGUCAGUCAACUGUAUUUUUAAAUAAUAAUCAACAUACAAGAACACAAUUGUUAGAAUUGUCUUCAACAAUCCGUUGGUGGAAGAAUCAAUGUAUGAAUCUAGAACAGGAGAUUCGCCAUCUGUUUGAAUUGAAUACUAAACAUUGGUCAAAGUGUAAAAUUUUAUCACAUAAAAAUUUUCUACUUUUGCAAGAAAAUGAUCUUUUAAAAAAAGAAAUUUCUAAUUUAUGGUGUAUUCGAGAUAAUCAACAUGAUGAACGCACUGAUCCAAUUUCUUGUACAAAUAAUUAUGGACCACAAGCAUCAAAUGAAAACAUUGAGUGUGGUACAUGCAAACAAAAUAUUGAAAAUAGAGAAACAUCAGUCGAAGAUUUACUAUUACAAUUAUCUGAAAGAGAUUGUCAGCUCGAUUUAUUACAGCGUCGUUUAUCUUUUAUGUUACACGAACGUAGUGUACUUUGUCAUCAAUUAGAAGAAAUGAGUAUAGUAAAAGAUAAAUCUGAACAUAAAAGUAUUAGCUUUCGGACAUAAUCGAAUAUAUUCUUAGUACUAAAAUGGUGUCCGAAAAUUGGAACAUGUAAAUGAACCAAAAUUAAUAAUAUGGAGAGAAAGAAACUGAUUUAUUUGCAUCUUUAAAGUGUGUCUGUCAUAAGCAAACAUGAUGUAAUAUAGUAUAACGUGUAUUUCAGAAGUCUUGGUUAUUAUUCUUAUUAAUUUUCAUUGUUUUCUUGCAAAUAACAGUAGAAGUUAGUACUGAAUAAUAAUAAUAAUACUUAGAAAUUCUGUGAUAUAUAUGGUGUAUAUUCUGUCUAGCCUGUCAUAUAAGAUUAACUAAAUGACUGUAAUUUCUUGAAACCGAGAUUCACAGAACAGAUGAAAAUUCCAAGUAAAAGCAUUCCGAUUUAAGAAAUCAGGCAUUCGACUACAUAGAAAAAGAAUUUUUUAAAAAUUUCAAUGUUAGAAUACGGAGCUUGAUAAGAUUGUUCAUCUCGAAGUUAAUUUUCAUUAUAAAGGGAUCACAACUAAAAAUCUAUAUACUAACCAGAGGAUAACGGACAGCUAUUUUGUUUUAGUUUAAAUCUGAUUUGUAAUGGAUAUAUAUUUAGGAUCCUAAGUGGGAUGAAAGCCAAUAACAGUUAGUUGAUUUAAUCAUGUAUUCAUACAUCCCAAUAUCUUUAUGAUUUGUGAAAGUAAAAUGUUAUGAAACACAUGUCAUUGUAUUAUAUCAAUGUAAAUCACUUUUGAUAAAAAUAAUCCCGUUAAGAUACUAAUUAAAUAAUUCCAAAGAGUUUGUCAUAUGCUUCAUUUUAUGUAAUGCAACAUAAAACCGUUUUGAAUAACCGAUUAUCUUUAUUUCAAAAUAAAGAUUUCAUUCAUUUUGUGGAAGGAUAACACGUGAAUAUCUAAACGGUUGAUUUACUGACCAGGAAUAUUCUGUGGUGGUCGGUAUUCAAUAUAGUCCUUAAACUUCGUAUAUUGUUCGUCCUGAUAACCGUCACUAGAUAAUGUCCCAUCGGUGUUAAUCAGAGGGCGAAUCCGAAGUGUUGACUAAGUUUAUUAUUGCACCACACACAGAUCACCAAAAUUACAGAUACGCUGGGCAAGCAUGAGAGAGUAGUUCCGAAAAGCAAGCGGGCAAGUGAGUGAGCGUGCAAGUCGAAUGAGCGAGCAAGUGAAUAGGAUUAAAAUGUACAUAUAUAUACAUAGUGAAAUGAAUGAAUAAUCGAAUCAAUUAAGCGACUAUAAGUAAAGCUAGCAGAAUGAAUAUACGCGUAGGCAGUAAGCAAUGCUCAAGCAUACAUAUACAAGUGCAACAAUAAUAAAGGUAUAAUGAUAUAUGAUAAGUCUUUAUUGUACGAAUGACUCUGUCUGUUAAAUGAGUUAACAAAAGUGCUUAACCAAAUUAAAUGUGAACGGACUCAAUUGCAUGUGAGCUACUAUAAUUCAUUGUAGAAUAUUUUUACAAGUCAAAUUACUUGAAGUAGUUUUACUAAUAAAUAGAGAGGAAUUUUGAUUUUUUUUUCCCAAAUCACAAAAAAUGUGAUACCUAAACAGGAUGUAAUCAUUAACUGACGUUGUUCAACUCUCUAUGUAAUUGCUGUUAUUUUAAAACACUAGUCAAUUCAGAAUCGUAUGUUUUUCAUAGGUUUUAUUGUAUACUUACACUAAAUUUAUACAUCAUACAUAGCAUUGAAGUCAUUGGUUAACUUCAGUAUUAUCCAAAUGAAAAACCAUUGAUAGAAUGUCAUUUAUAGUACAAACGGACGAAUGUUGAUUUGUGUUCUUUUUCAAGUAUUCCAUCUAAAAUCGUGAUCUUGUUGUAUUUUUUCUUUCAUGUUUAAACAGCAUAUUAUCUAAUGAAUAUUGUUAAAUUUAUUAAUAUUACUAUCAAAAUUAUAGAUAUGUUAUCAGUAUAGAGACAACAUAUGACCUUGUACAUGACAAGACUUUGUUUUAAUCAAAAGACAAUUUGAUUUUUAUCAAACAUUUAAAUUGAGCCCAUUUAAAUAUCUUUUCUUGUUUUAGGCAUAUCUUACUGGCAAGAAUAUAAGAAAGCAUUUCAUUGAAAAUAUAGAAACAUUAAAAGAUGAUUAUUCAAAAUACUCAUAUAGAACUGAAUUAGAUUCAAACUGCGAUACAGAAUUCACCUCUGAGGUACCUAAAAGCGUCAUCACAAAUAUAUUAAAUGAUAAAUUAGAAACAAUAUCACCAUCUGAUGAGUCUACAUUUAUGAGUAAUAAAAUUACUGGAUUGCGAAGUGAUGCGACUGACGGAUCAUGAAAUCCACAUAUAAACACUUACACUUUUUAUAUUGAGUAGAAAACUCAACAUCCAUAAAGUAUGCAGAAUCGAUAACUCCUCUUUUAUGUUUCAACUAUGUUCAAAUAUUUUAUAUUGUGUAUAGAACGAGUCGUUGAAGAAAUACAAUACAACCUGUCUUAUAAAUACACAGAUGCAUUGAGAGAAUUAUCUAAUAGCAUAUAUUCAUAUUUAUGUGGAUAUAUAGCUCAAGCUUACAAACAUAACAAAGUUUUAUCAACCUGAAAACCUACACAUACCCCACAGACCAAUAUAAUUUAAACUAGUAUCAUUCAAAAAUUUUGGAUUAAACUUUACGUCCAUAAUGUUUAUUGAUACUUUUGAAAUAUUUACCUUUAUGUAAAAUACCUAUUUUCUCUAGAUUCAUUUUUUUCUAUUUAUCAUAUUUCAUAUCGAAACUUAUUAUCUUAUUCACUACCUAAACUGGUGUUUCCAAUAAAAUAGGAAUUAUUCAGUGACUUUUUGUUAUCAUAAGUAAUUAAUCCAAGAAAGAAACGAAAUAGUAUUAUAGAAACGUUCCUUUACAAACUUUGGGGUGUAUCAUUAAUGUUUCUUUCUUCUUUUAAAAUGUGGGUAGUAAACCCAUUAAAAUAGAUUCUACAGCUGCCUUGUUAUUUGGCAUUUGAUCUUAACUAGAUAUUUUGACAUGAUAGAUUAUACAAAUAUUUUUCUAAAAUCUGGUUUAUCAUCAACAUAGUGAAUCGCCAUCAGAACGUACGAAAGACCAUACAUGUUAAAUGUUUUUAUCAAAAUAGGUAGACAGUUUUUUUAACCUUGGAGUCUUUACUGGAAUGUUUGAUGCACUUAAUGUCUUCUUCAAUGGAUUAUUUUCAUUAAAUCGCACUUAAAACCUCAUGAUUUCUUCCAGAGCUUUAGCAAAAUACUUUGUUGCUAAGUCCUCGCAUAUAUAUAUAUAUAUAUAUAUAUAUAUAUAUAUAUAUAUAUAUAAUAUCCUAAUGAGCAGGAAAAUUGUAUUUUUGGCGUAAGUCACUUCUGCAGAGGCUUACAUUAAGUCACGAAACGCCAAAAAUACAAUUUUCCUACUCAUUGGAAUAUAACAAAAAUAUAUUUAUUAUUAACUUUCUACCCGAUGUUCCAUUUACUUGAAAUUAUCAAAUCCAACCUUGGCACUAAUACUUACAGACCAUGUUUAUUGAUGAAUCGAUAAUGUUUUGAUAGUUGAUCGAAAUAAAAUUACAAAUUAGUUAGGUAAAGCAAAAUAAAGUGUUUGCUAAUUACUUCAAGUACCGUAACUAUGAUUUUAUGUUAUCCAACUGCAAAACAGCAUUAGAAAAGAAAUGUAAAUCAGGUAGUUCCGGUGAAACAUUAUUUAAAACGUGGAGCAUGAUGGGGAAGACUUCAUACUUCAACAAAGUUAGUUCAAGAUGGCUUAUAAGAUUUAUUUUGAUAACUUUAAUUCUUAUUGAUUACUUUCAGUAGUUUUAUUACCAAUAAUAGAGUAUUUUUUAUGAAAGGUUAAUUUGAAAACUUCAUUUUAGGUAUUAUAGUUAACUGCUUUCUUUUCUGAAAAAAUCAGUAAACUAAAUUUAUUUCAUUGCUUCUUGAAGUAGUUUCCUACAAGUUUUUUGACAACUUCAAGUCCUUUCUUCAUACAUAUUUAUUAUGUUUUUUGUAGAAGACUUUAAAAAUUUGGUUUAAAUAUAAUUUGUGAUAUGUUUGUGG